Molecule: messenger RNA, 1056 nt
Organism: Tremella mesenterica DSM 1558
Lineage: Eukaryota; Fungi; Basidiomycota; Tremellomycetes; Tremellales; Tremellaceae
Exons: 8
Coding region: 1-1056 (351 amino acids)
Cellular component (GO): U2-type catalytic step 2 spliceosome; Prp19 complex; U2-type catalytic step 1 spliceosome
Molecular function (GO): pre-mRNA binding; U6 snRNA binding; metal ion binding
Source: RefSeq, a predicted model, not a curated record
AUGUCACCCACCACCACCACCGCCGUAGCUCCCAAACGUAAGCUACGACCAGCUAGGAAACAAGUAUCUCCAGGUGAGAUAGAUAAGACUGAAGGUCCACAUCCGGGAAAAGAAUAUAAUCUUUGGUACAAUAAAUGGGCUGGGGGUGAUAAAGAAGAUGCUCUUGCUAGCAAAACCCUUUCUCAAUCACGUUGUAUCUUAAUUCGUGAUGCUGGUUACACUCGAGCAGAUGCUACAGGAAAUAAGUUUUGUUGUUUGUUCUUUGCCAGAGGAUGUUGUCCAUAUGGACAUGAAUGUAAUUAUUUACAUCGUUUACCUAUACCUUCUCAACAAACCGAUCAUUCCCGUGACUGUUUCGGUCGUGAAAAACAUGCAGAGUAUAGGGACGACAUGGGUGGCGUUGGCUCUUUCAAUCGAGCCAAUAGGACUUUAUACAUUGCAAAGAUGCAAGAAAGUCCGGAUAAGAAACAGACUGAAGAGACUUUGUUAAGACAUUUUGGUGAAUGGGGUGAGAUUGUCAAAUGGAAUAUACUAUACAACCGAGGUAUAGCAUUCGUGACAUAUCGACAUGAAUCCAAUGCGUCUUUCGCCAAAGAAGCAAUGGCGAAUCAGUCGAUGGAUAGUGGUGAGAUAUUGAAUGUUAGAUGGGCGACGGAAGAUCCCAACCCAGGAGAGAAAAUAGCCGAAUCGAAACGAAUAGAAGAAGAAGGUCAAAAACAUAUAGGAAGCAUGUUAGAUGAAGAUCUCAUAGAAGCCGCUCAAACGUUGAGAGCGUUGGAAGAAGGUGAUGAAGAAGAUUGGUAUCCUAUCGAAGCUAGUGAAAGACCUAUUGAAGAGAGAAAGAGGGAUGGUAGAUCGGCUUCGCCACGACUCGGAUUAUUAGAUGCGGACGCUUUGGAGAAUGUUAGGUUUUACGCCGAGUUACGGAGGAAACAAGCGGAGGAGGUGAAGAAGAGGGAGAGUUUGAAAGUUGUCGGCCUCGGGGGAGGAAAAGGGAAAGGGAAAGGUGGGAUGGCUCUUUUAGGAGGUUAUGGGAGUGAUGAUGAGAGUGAGUGA